Molecule: messenger RNA, 774 nt
Organism: Cryptococcus amylolentus CBS 6039
Lineage: Eukaryota; Fungi; Basidiomycota; Tremellomycetes; Tremellales; Cryptococcaceae
Exons: 7
Coding region: 1-774 (257 amino acids)
Biological process (GO): cytoplasmic translation
Molecular function (GO): protein binding
Source: RefSeq, a predicted model, not a curated record
AUGGCUGGCAAAGCAAUCCUAGACGAAGAGUUCGAGGUCCUCGACUCUAUCUUUCCUGAUGAGACUGAGAGGACGAGCGAUACCUCCCUCUCAAUCCGUAUCGAGCCCGAAGAACCCAACUCUGCCCACCCCCUAACCCUCAAUCUGGUCUUGACAUACCCCCCAACAUACCCCGAUGCCAUCCCCGAAAUCGCGCUCGAAUCCAUCUCUGAAGCAGAAGGCGAAUUCACAGAAUCCGAACGCGCCAAAGUGCUCGCAGAGCUCACCACCAUUGCGGAAGAGUCGAUAGGCAUGGCCAUGAGCUUCACCCUCGCCUCCGCCGCCCGCGAAGCCCUCGUGGUCGUCAUCGACGAGCGUAUCAAAUGGGAGAAAGAAGAAGACGACCGUAAAACCCGGGAAUACGAAGAGGCUGAAGCAGCCCGAACCCGCGGUACCCCCCUAACACCCUCAGCCUUCCAAUCCUGGCGUCUCGCCUUCUGCCGCGAACUCGCAGACAAACGCCAAAAAGCCGAGGAAGCCCGUAUCCGCGCCCUACCCCCCCGCGAGCGCGAAGACUACAAGAAACGCCAGGCCCGUUUAACUGGUAAACAGCUGUUUGAGAGUGGGAACAAGGCGGCGGUGGUGGAGGAUGAUAAUCUGUAUGAAGAGGGUGUGGAAGAGAUUGAUUUGAGAAAGUAUACGAGGGAGGAGAGGGAGGAGGAGAGGAGGAAGGAGGAGGAGGAGGAGGAGAGGAGGAGGAGGGGGUUGGUGGAAGGGGAUAGUGAUGGCGAGUAG